GUUCAGAUCCCAGGCAGUGAUCCGCACCACAGUUUCUCUCUCUCUGCUGCCGGACUUCCUGAAUCCAGAUGUCAAACUGUGCCAUCAAGGAAACACACCUGUGUCCUGUUUUGUGGUCCAGAUGUGCGUCUCCGUGUCUGGUCACAGAAUCCCGCAGGAAACAGCACUGAGGGCGGAGCUACAGCUGGACAGGAUGAAGCAGCCAAUGGCGAGACGGACUCUGCUGCUGGCGACCAAUCAGCCGCAGGAAACGCUGAGGCUGACCAUUCAGAGGGAGGUGGGCGUGGCCUGUGUCAAUCAGACCGCCUACCUGAGGUCUGAGGAGGAGGUUCGGGAUAAGUUGAGUCCGAUCUUCAUCACAGUCAACAUCAGCCUCCUAAACACUACCCAGAAUGCUUUACUGCACGGACAGACACACGCUGCUGCACAGGUGAGUAUA
Molecule: messenger RNA, 439 nt
Organism: Plectropomus leopardus (leopard coralgrouper)
Lineage: Eukaryota; Metazoa; Chordata; Actinopteri; Perciformes; Serranidae
Source: RefSeq, a predicted model, not a curated record